AUGAAAGACCUUGGUGUGAUGAAGUAUUUUUUGGGUAUUGAAGUUGCUCGUGGUCCGGAAGGUAUAUUUUUGUCUCAGCGUAAAUAUGCUUUGGAUGUGUUAUCUGAGGCAGGAAUGUUAGGUUGUAAGCCUAUUGAUACUCCUAUGGAGCAAAACCAUCGUCUUGCAUAUGCCGAGGGGGAGCCUUUCUCUCAAACUGAUCAGUAUCGUCGCUUAUUUGGGCGACUUGUGCAACAUUGGGAUGCGGCAAUUAGGGUACUUUGCUAUAUCAAAGGUAGUCCUGGUCAGGGUAUAUUGUUACGUCCUAUGAAGGACAUGUGUUUGACGGCUUUCUGUGAUAGUGAUUGGGCAGUGUGUCCUUUGACUCGUUGUUAUUUGUCUGGUUAUAUGGUUUUUCUUGGUCGUUCCCCUGUCUCGUGGAAGACUAAGAAACAACCAAUAAUAUCUCAUUCUUCUAUUGAAGCUGAGUAUCGUGCUAUGGCAGUUACAACUUGUGAAUUAAAGUGGUUGAAAUCUUUGUUGUCCUCUCUUGGUAUUUUGCAUCCCAAGCCUAUGAAGUUGUAUUGUGACAGUCAAUCUGCUCUCCAUAUUGCUAAACAUCCUGUUUUUCAUGAUCGUACUAAGCAUAUAGAGGCAGAUUGUCACUUUGUUUGUGAUGAGUUGGUGAAUGGUAAUCUAGCUACUGCGUAUGUUCCUACAGGUCAUCAGUUAGCAGAUAUUUUGACGAAGGCACUUGGGAAACGACAGUUUGGUUUUCUUCUUAACAAGUUGGGCAUUCAUGAUUUACAUGCUCCAACUUGA
Molecule: messenger RNA, 801 nt
Organism: Chenopodium quinoa (quinoa)
Lineage: Eukaryota; Viridiplantae; Streptophyta; Magnoliopsida; Caryophyllales; Amaranthaceae
Exons: 2
Coding region: 1-801 (266 amino acids)
Source: RefSeq, a predicted model, not a curated record